CUCUCUCUCUAUAUAUACAUGCUAGCUCUCUGGCUCUGCUCAUCUCAUCAUCAUAAACCAAAACUUUCUUCUUUUUGUUUCACUUUCUUUUCUAAUUAAUUAGUAUAUAUAUAUAUAAUUAAGUUAAGCUUAUGCAUGGCUUGUUCAUCCGGGACUUCGAUGGUGGCGGUGGUUUCUUUCUUCUUCUUCUUCUUCAUCAUCUUACUCUUAGAUGCUGAUUCUACUGUAACUGCUGCUCGUCCCGCCAUGGAGGAAUUCCACUCCUUGCACGACUUUCGUAGGAAUCUAUUGGCAAAUGGACUCGGUCUUACACCACCCAUGGGGUGGAAUAGUUGGAACCACUUUCACUGCGAUAUUGAAGAGCAAUUGAUUAGGGAAACAGCGGAUGCGAUGGUGUCCACUGGACUUGCUGGACUAGGAUACCACUACAUAAACUUGGAUGAUUGCUGGGCUGAACUGAACAGAGACUCUCAGGGAAACUUGGUUCCUAGAGCUUCAACAUUUCCCUCUGGAAUAAAGGCACUGGCAGAUUAUGUUCAUAAGAAAGGCUUAAAGUUAGGGAUUUACUCCGAUGCUGGUACUCAGACAUGCAGUAAAACAAUGCCUGGAUCAUUGGGCCACGAGGAACAAGAUGCAAAAACCUUUGCUUCCUGGGGAAUAGACUAUUUGAAGUAUGAUAAUUGUAACAAUGAUGGCACGAGUCCAAAAGUGAGAUAUCCAGUUAUGAGCAAGGCAUUAUUAAACUCAGGAAGGCCUAUCUUCUUUUCUCUGUGCGAAUGGGGACAAGAGGACCCUGCAACUUGGGCCUCAGGUAUUGGAAAUAGUUGGAGAACAACAGGAGACAUUUCUGAUAAGUGGGAAAGCAUGAUUUCUCGUGCAGAUGAAAACGAUAAAUGGGCAUCACAUGCCGGACCUGGAGGUUGGAAUGAUCCUGACAUGCUCGAAGUUGGAAAUGGAGGAAUGGAAACGGAGGAGUAUCGAUCCCAUUUCAGCAUUUGGGCAUUAGCCAAGGCUCCUCUUUUAAUUGGGUGUGAUGUUCGAUCCAUGAGCAAUGAAACAUACGAAAUAUUAAGCAACAAAGAAGUGAUUGAAAUUAAUCAAGAUAAACUUGGAGUUCAAGGGAAAAAGGUUAAAAAAGAUGGGGAUCUAGAGGUUUGGAGUGGUCCUCUUAGUGAUGGGAAAGUUGCGCUAGUGCUGUGGAAUAGAGGUUCUUCUAAAGCCACAGUUACUGCACACUGGUCUGACAUUGGCCUUCAGCCAACAGCACUUGUCGAUGCUCGUGACUUGUGGCAGGCUUGGCUUCUCGAAAUUAGUUCCUCCGUCUCUCUACCGUAUAAUGAAGACGCCUUGAAAAGCAUGGGAGGAAACGAAGUAUAUUAACAAAUGCAGAAGACCCACUCACUAUUAUUGAACUCCAAGAGACCUCUCUACCUGUGGAACCUCAAGGUUCUCAACUCGAUCAAUGAUGGCCUCUUCUCUGAUACACUCUACCUCUAUUCUUCCAUGUUGCGGAGUGGCGUUCAUGGCAAUCACUUCACGUUUCCUAUGGUCCUAAAAGCCUGCUCUAAUAUCAACUCCGUACUCCACGGUACUAUGAUUCAUUCCCAUGUACACCAACUGGGGUUUCAACAACAUGUAUUUGUGCAGACAGCUCUUCUAAAUAUGUACUCCAAAUGCGAUGAACUCGAGUCUUCAAGGAAAGUGUUCGAUAAAAUGCCUGUGAGAACUGUUGUUUCUUGGAACUCCAUCAUCUCUGCUUAUUGUCGUUGUUCUUUGGUUGAUGAGGCCACUUUUCUGUUACACGAAAUGCGUGUUCUUGGUUUCAAACCUAGCUCCACUACGUUUCUUAGUUUUCUGCCUACUUGCGUUCUUCAACAAGGCUUAUCAAUCAAAUGCUGCGCAUAUAAAUUUGGACUUCUAAAUAUUCGGGAAAUUCCUUUAGCUAAUGCCGUCAUGAAGAUGUAUGUUAAAUAUGGUCAGGUUCAUGAAGCUCGCUCAAUUUUUGAUUUGAUGCAUGAGAAGUCGGUCAUUUCUUGGACAACAGUUAUCGAUGGUUAUGUGGGUAUUGGUAACGUCACUGAAGCAUUCAGCUUGUUUAAUCAAAUGAGAACAAGCAUUAGACCAGACUUUAUAGUCUUCAUGAGCCUUAUUUCAGGUUGUGCGCAAGAGGGGAAUUUGUUGGUUGCUUCAACAAUUCAUUCUCCCAUAGUUAAAUGUGGAUUUGAUAAUGAAGAUCCGAUUGACAACUUGCUUGUGAGAAUGUAUGCAAACUGUGAAGACCUUGUCUCAGCUCGAAGAGUAUUUGAUAUGGCACAUGAAAAAAGUGUCUUCUUGUGGACUUCUAUGAUUAGAGGGUAUACUCACUUGGGUUAUCCUCUUGAAGCUUUGGAACUUUUCAAGACAUUGUUAGGUACAGCUAUUAAGCCAGAUGAAGCAACCGUGACAACUGUCCUUUCAGCUUGUGCUGAUUUGGGUUCGCUCAAUGUGGGCGAAGAGAUUGAAGGGUACAUUUUGGCUAACGGUUUGCACUCAAAUCUACAAGUCCAAACCUCUUUUAUGCGCAUGCUCUGUAAAUGUGGGAAUUUAGAGAAGGCAAAGGCAGUAUUUGAGAGAUUAUCAACAAAAGAUUUAGCUGCUUGGAGUUCCAUGAUAAAUGGUUAUGCCAUCCAUGGUAUGGGAGAGGAAGCUCUCAGUCUCUUUCACAAGAUGCAAAAAACGGAAAUGAUAAAGCCAGAUGCUGCUAUCUACACAAGCAUAUUACUGGCUUGCAGCCAUUCAGGAUUGAUUGAAGAUGGAUUGAAAUUUUUUCAAAGCAUGCAAAUGGAUUUUGGAAUUGAACCCAGUAUAGAACAUUAUACCUGCUUGGUAGAUCUUCUUGGCAGAGCUGGUAAGCUUGAAUUGGCAUUGAAAACAAUCAAAGAGUUGCCUGUCAAAGUACAAGCUAAGGCAUGGGCUCCAUUUCUCAGCGCAUGCAGAAAACAUAGCAAGCUUGAGCUGGGGGAGUUUGCUGCUAGAAAGCUGUUUGAUUUGAAUCCUGGAAGCGUCGGCAAUUAUGUUGUAAUGGCCAAUUUAUAUGCACAUGCAGGUAAGUGGAAGGAGGCUGCGGUGACAAGACGGUUGUUGGAUGACAGAGGAUUGGUUAAAGAAUCAGGUUGGAGCUAUAUAGAGAUCAAUGGUUCUGUCCAUGUUUUUGUUGCUGGAGAUCGAUCACACUAUCAGUUGGGUGAUAUCUAUAACAAAUUAGAGGAACUAAAUGCUAAACUUUUAGAAGCUGGGUAUAUUCCAGAAGCAGAUAACGUGGUUCAUGACUUGGAAAAGGAAGAGAAGGAGGAAUCAUUGAAAGUUCAUAGUGAGAGACUGGCUAUAGCAUUUGGUCUCAUCAGUACUGAGGCAGGUACAACUCUGAGGAUUAUAAAAAACCUACGAACUUGUGAUGAUUGUCAUUCUGCUUUGAAAUGCAUCUCAAAAAUUACAGGAAGGCAUCUUAUUGUGAGAGAUGGUCAACGCUUCCACCAUUUUGAAUCUGGUUCCUGUUCAUGCAAGGAUUUCUGGUGAUUUUACUCCCUUGUACUGCUAAUUAUUCGCUUCUGGCCAAUAUGAUCUCAAAAUCAAUCAAGUACUUCAACUAUGAAGAGAUGUCAAGCUUUUGUUGGAAUUUGAUUUGGCUGGGAAGGAUUACUCUACUGCUCGUCAAGCAUAAACUAUUUUGGGUAUUGUUGAGGUCUUGAUGCUACGCAUCCUAGUUUCCUGCAAGUAGGCAGUAGCCACAAAGCUAAUAUGGAGCAAUAUAGCCAGUGUAUAUCUAGUUUAACAGGUGGAUGCCUACUGACAUUGAAUCAAUGUAAAAUAACAAUGGGCAGUUCAGUUGUUGAGAGUUUUCUAUGGAAUGACAUAGAAUAUGUCAAAGCAACAGGUAAGGUCAAACCAUUCAUUUAGGGAGCCGGCAUUAAAACGUGUUAUGACUUAUGAGGUUUUUGGACGCAACGCAAACCAGCCCAACACAUGCUAAAAGAUUGAUUCUUUGCAAGGAAGGAGUGGAAGUUCAGGUUCGGUUCAGUUACAUCUCAAAUGUGAUUAUCCUAAAUUGGUUUAUGGAGAAAUUUAUAAUUACAGAGGUUGCAUAUUUUUGUGGUCAAGAAGCGACACUAUCAAAUAAAAGGGUAAAGGCUUGAACUAAGGAUGCUGUUAAAAGGUUCUGGAUUACAUGCAUGAUUACUAGCUCACCAGAACUUCACAGUGGGAUCUUCAUAAUUUAGCAGUGAUGAGGCUAUUUGUUGAUGACAAGAAAAUUGGUCAAGAGAUGAUGGCACAGGAACCUCGUAGAAGGUCAAUGUAGUGCUAAUAAUGGAAGCUCUGCAUACAUAUGCGUUGUAGGGUUUUUGCAACAGAGGUCGGACUCGAGCUGCAGAUUGCCUCUGUGCAUGCCACGUUUGAAAUAUUCAAAUAUUCAAGUGAUACUCAGGCAGUUGAUUGCUUACUGCCGUUGCUAAAUUCCAUUAUGUAGAGCGCUAGGAUACAUUUUUCAAUAAGAGGGUAUAUUUCUUGCACCACUUGUACUCAAUAUGGUGAAUAUAUGCAAUUCAAAGGGAGAGAGAGAUUUAAAGAUGCAAGCUGAAAUUUGUAGGGUUUCUGUACAUUAUAUCUUGGUUCUGCUCGAGCACUUUAGCAAGUUAAAUUGGUUAAUAAAUUGAAAAAUCCAUUUUAGAAUCCAUGAA
Molecule: messenger RNA, 4715 nt
Organism: Hevea brasiliensis (rubber tree)
Lineage: Eukaryota; Viridiplantae; Streptophyta; Magnoliopsida; Malpighiales; Euphorbiaceae
Product: alpha-galactosidase
Exons: 16
Coding region: 136-1380 (414 amino acids)
Biological process (GO): RNA modification; carbohydrate metabolic process
Molecular function (GO): protein binding; hydrolase activity, hydrolyzing O-glycosyl compounds; zinc ion binding
Source: RefSeq, a predicted model, not a curated record